GGUUGGGAGGCAUUUCCUCACUUUUGGACCACUCCUGUGUUGACCCCUCGUCUGGAAUGUCUCGUGCAGUUUUCUCGAGGGAAUGAACCCGGGUUCACCGAACCCACAGGUCCUGCUCAUGUCUCCUCUCAGGCUCAGCCCUGCUUCCUCCCGUUUGUGGUUGGCGCUGUGUUAUCUGCUCGCUGUCCCGCUGCUGUCCUCGGGGGUCCAUGGCCAGGGUCGUCUGAAGCUGACUGUCCUGUCUGAAGACAGGCUGCAGAUGAAGUGGAAAGAGGCUGACGCUCCCGUUCAGGGCUACAAAGUCAGAGUCAGACCGAUUUCAGAUGAACCGCAGCCAGAGCUGAUGCUGACCACCACCCGGGGCCGGGCAACGGUGGCAGGUCUGGACUCCAGGCAGGAAUAUUCCCUCCAGGUCUUUGUUCUCAACGGAACGAUGGAGAAACUUCUCGCAAAGAGACGUUUUACCAUGGAGGGUUUGCGGGCGGAGAAGAUGAUCCGAAGCGGCAGCCGCGAGGAGAGGAAGAAGAUGCUGCCAGGGGGGUCUGGUUCUGGAGAUCUGGAUGAGUCAACGGAUGGUUCGCCGGGUCUGCCAACAGUUCUGUACUCUGACCCCACAACAAUCGUCACCACGACAGCUGCCACCACCGCAGAUCCAGCAACAACAGAAACCCCCCCUCAGAUCUUGGACGAGGCCCUGGGGAGAGCCCCUAAAGAGAAGAGGAAGAAGAAGAAGGAAAAAGAGCGUGAUGAUUCCAACAUGGAUGAAGAGCAAAGGGCAGGAGAGGGCAAACCAAACCAGGACAAACCCAGAAAGUCUCCAUUUCCAACCCAGCCAGUCAAAGGUACGUCUCCAAGGAAACCAUUCGAGUGCAGCAGCGAUGCAGCUGCAGACAUCGUGCUGUUGGUGGAUGGCUCCUGGAGUAUUGGACGCACCAACUUCAGGCGGGUCAGAGACUUCCUGGAGGCCUUGAUGACACCCUUCCGUAUUGGACCGGAUCACAUUCAGAUCAGCUUGACUCAGUACAGUGGGGACCCCCGCACAGAGUGGGACCUUGGCACUUUCUCCAAUAAGGAGCAGCUGCUCGAAGGAGUACGAAACUUCCGAUAUAAAGGCGGGAACACUUUUACAGGACAGGCGCUGCUUCAUGUCAUGGAGAAGAACUUGAAGACCGAGGCAGGCGCCAGACUAGACACGCCGAUUUUUUUGCUGUUGUUGACUGACGGCAAAUCUCAGGAUGACGCCAUCACUGCUGCAGACCGGCUGAAGAAUGCCGGCGUGGAGAUCAUCGCUGUAGGUGUGAAGAAUGCAGACGAAGCUGAGCUGAGACAGAUGGCGUCGGAGCCGGUGGAUCUGAACGUCUACAAUGUCAACGACUUCCCUCUGCUCAGCAAGUUGGUGUCACGGCUGGUUCACAUCCUGUGUGCGAGAAUCGAGGACCACGGCGUCAAAAAACGAGCAGAGCCACAGGCCACUGUGGACCCGGCUCUCCAGUUCCCCAGCCCUGCAGAUCUUCGCUUCUCUCAGCUGGGAUCCAGAGAGGUGAAGCUGCACUGGACCAAUCCUGCUAAACCAGUCCAGCAGUACAGAGUGGUGUACCACAGCACCGAGGGCCCGAGUCCCCAAGAGGUGGUUCUGCCUGGUUCUGAAUCCACGGUGCUGCUGGACGGCCUCUCGGCUCAGACACUCUACCACGUGUCCAUCUUCCCUGUGUACUCGAACAGCGUUGGCUUGGCGCUUAGAGGAACUGUCACAACAUUGCCGCUGGCCAUGCCGGCAGACUUGGCGGUGUCUCCCUCUUCAUACAGUUCGUUACGAGUGAGCUGGAGUCCGGCCGCCGGCGCUACUCAGUACAUGAUCCUGUACUCGGCUCUCAGCGAUGGAGAACCUGACGACGCCAAGGAGGAGAAGUUCAGCGCUGAUCAGACAGUUGUGGAGCUAAAAGGGUUACUGCCAGCAACAGAUUACUCCAUCACCCUCUACGCCCUGUAUGAUGAAGACCCCAGCGAUCCUGUCACCUCUGUUGCCUCUACGCUCCCUCUUCCAGCCCCAGUGAGUAUCCAGUUCCCACUGGUCACCCACAGCGGGCUGAGGGUCAGCUGGGUGCCCGGCGCCCUGGAUGUUCCAGGUCACAGGAUCACCUACAGCACUAACCACGGCAGUGACGUCAAACGGAUGGAAGUUUCAGGUCUGAACUCAGUUUUGGUGCAGAACCUUUCGUCUCUGUCCAGAUACCUGGUUUCAGUCCAGUCUCAUUACCCGCAAGGCCUUUCUGCUUCGCUCACCAGUAACGUCACCACAUUGAAGGUGCCUUCCCCAUCAGACCUGCGGGUGACUAACUACUCUGGCAGUGAAAUCACUGUGCGUUGGGAGGCGGCAGCCGACGACGUGGUUCUAUAUCUCAUCAAGUGGAUCUCCCUCAGUGGAGGAGACCUGCGACAGCUGAGAGUGAACGGAGCCAAUGAGGGGGCCAUUCUGGAGGGGAUAGAAGACGAUAAGGAAUACCAGAUCUCUCUGUCUGCACUGUAUGCAGACGGAGCUCAGAGUGAAGCUGUGGCCACGCGCUACAGCACCUUAUCAGGCGGAGGCCCCUCAGCUGUUAGGGUCUCUGAAGAGACCCCCGUCAGCAUGCGGGUCAGCUGGGAACCUCCCAACGCUCACGUCCUCCAGUACCGUGUGUCCUACACGGCGCUGAGUGGAGCGGACAGCCAGGACAGCACUGUGUUGGUGAAAGGGGAUGAAAAACAGGUGGUGCUGAAGUCGCUGCAGCCCGACACCCGCUACAGCAUCUUGGUCUCCACAGAGUAUCGCAGCAGGGAGGGGGGCAGCGAUUCAGCUCAAGGCAAAACCACCAGUUUGCGGGUCAGCAGUGUGAGCGUGGUCAAGUUGGACCACGCCAGCAUUUGUGUGUCAUGGAGGCGGGUGUCUGCAGUGGACGGGUAUCGGAUCACCAUCCAGUCCGUUAACGCAGACAAGCAGACCAAAGAGGAAACGGUGGAUGAGUCCAGCAGCAGCCACUGCUUCACUGACCUGGAACCAGAGACGCUUUACCGCAUCAGUGUGCGCUCCCUGCUCGGCUCAGCAGAGGGCGCUGCCGUGUCCAUUCUCCAUCCAACAGCUGCAGCUCCGGCCCAAACUCCCAUCCAUCCCAGGCUGUAUCCCAUUCACAAUGAAGUUUGUCCUGAAGUGACCAUCAGAAACAGCAUAGUUAAAGGCUUUGACAUGAUGGAGGCGUUCGGUCUGACGCAGAGCGCUCAUUCGUCAGUGGAAGGCGUGGCGGCGGAGCCUUUUGUCUUUAGUGCUCUCCCCACAUACACACUGUACAAAGAUGUGCAGCUCACUCAGAGCACCAAGUUCAUUCAUCCUGCAGGUUUCUCUCCAGAGCACACCAUCAGCAUCGCUUUCCGUCUCCUACAGGACUCGCCCAAGGAGCCGUUUGCUCUCUGGCAGCUCACAGACGACGACUUCCAGCCAAAAAUGGGACUGGUGAUUGACCCUUCUACCAAGCAUCUGCAAUACUUCAGUCUGGACUACAGGGGUGAGGUGCAGCAGCUGACCUUCGAUCAGCCGCAGGUCCACAGGCUCUUCUACGGCAGUUUCCACAAAGUUCACCUCUCCGUUGGCCAGGUGAGCGUGUCCCUUUCCGUGGACUGCCAGCGUGUGGGGGAGAGGCCGGCCCGCCCAAUGGGCAGCCUGCCCACUGACGGAUUUGAGAUGUUGGGGAAGCUAGUGAAGACACGAGGACCUAACAGCGGAUCCGCUUCGUUCCAGUUGCAGUCCUUCGAGAUCAUCUGUAACACCACGUGGGCGUCAGAAGACACGUGCUGUGACCUGCCUGCAGUGAGAGACGAGGAGAGCUGCCCCCCCCAUGCAUACACCUGUACCUGUUCCUUGGACAGUCCCGGAGCUCCUGGUGACCCCGGCCCAAUCGGAAAGCCAGGACCUCGGGGGGAGAAGGGGGAGAAGGGAGAGCUGGGCCAAAAGGGGGAGGUGGGUCCUCCAGGAAAGCCAGGGUUGGAGGGAGGACUCGGACCUCUGGGCAGUGUUGGCCCCAGAGGCAUAACGGUGCAGGGCAAAACAGGUCCUCCGGGACCGCGGGGGGAGAGGGGAGAUCCCGGUCGACCUGGAGUCCAGGGUUUACCGGGACCCCCAGGCCCAAAAGGAGAGGAGGGAAUACCAGGCCCAAAGGGGAUCAGAGGUGUUGAAGGGAACAUCGGCCCUUCAGGGAUCGCCGGACCCAGGGGCCUCCAGGGAAUCCCAGGACACCCGGGUCCUGUAGGAGAGAGGGGCCCAUCAGGACCUGUUGGACUUACGGGUCUACCAGGGAAUAAAGGAGAACAAGGUGAAAAGGGCGAGCCACAGUCCAUGGCAGUGAUCUAUCAGCUGGUCACGCAGGCCUGCGAGCAGCUCGUUCACAAAGAGGUGCUGAAGCUUGAUGCAUACAUCAACAAGAUCAGUCAGAAGCCGGCUCCUGUUGAGGAGCCUGUGGGACCUCCGGGUGAACCUGGAAUUCCAGGGCCUCGAGGCCCACCAGGAGCUCGGGGAUCCCAAGGGAAUGUGGGGCCCAGAGGAAGACCUGGAAGGCCUGGAUAUCCUGGAGAGCAGGGGCGUAGAGGUGUGCUAGGGAGCAAGGGUGAUCCUGGCAAUAACAUCCAGGGAUCUGCUGGGAUCAAAGGGUUUGCAGGUUCCCCAGGUGAAUCCAUCCUUGGAGAUCCUGGUCCUAAAGGAAACGAUGGCAAGCCAGGACCUCCAGGGAUCCCUGGACCUCCUGGUCAGCCUGGGGAAAUUGGGCCACCGGGUGUGUGUGACAACAGUGGAGGAUGCCAAAAAAUCCCCCAGCAGACAGAUGACUCUUAUUAUGGCUACCAGCCAUGAUCUGAGAGUACAGAGGGGAUGAAGGAGCUCCACCUUGAAAAGACGCCCCCAAAGAGAAUGACUGAUGUGGGCAUUCAGAACAGCAUGUGGAGACAUGAAAGGAAUCACUACUACAAUUUCUGCAAACAAAACUGCUGAAAUAUGAUUGAUAUUUAUAAAAUGAAAAGACAAAAA
This is a messenger RNA of Oryzias latipes (Japanese medaka), 5047 nucleotides long. RefSeq names its product solute carrier family 35 member H1 (gene slc35h1). Lineage: Eukaryota; Metazoa; Chordata; Actinopteri; Beloniformes; Adrianichthyidae. Gene Ontology annotation, molecular function: protein binding. The record is from RefSeq and is a predicted model, not a curated record.